Fusarium subglutinans is the source of this 1533-nucleotide messenger RNA. Its product is annotated as DNA repair and recombination protein RAD52. Gene Ontology annotation, biological process: double-strand break repair via single-strand annealing; mitotic recombination; double-strand break repair via homologous recombination. Gene Ontology annotation, cellular component: nucleus. Lineage: Eukaryota; Fungi; Ascomycota; Sordariomycetes; Hypocreales; Nectriaceae. Bases 1 to 1533 code for a protein of 510 amino acids. The record is from RefSeq and is a predicted model, not a curated record. The transcript has 3 exons.
AUGCCUGCCCCAGGCGAUCAGCACACUGCAGUGACGAAUCCCUUUGAGGAGCCGCGUAUACGAGUCGCCGAAUGGGCUGCCAAGGACAUUGCAACUAUCUCAGCGAAACUGGAUAAACAGCUUGGCCCCGAGUACAUUUCUGCCCGUGCAGGUCCUGGUGGUACCAAAGUCCAUUACUUAACUGCUGAGAAGUGUAUCACCUUAGCGAAUGAAGUAUUUGGCUUUAACGGAUGGUCGUCCUCCAUUCAAAACAUUCAGGUUGACUUCGCGGACGAAAAUCCUCAAACACAGCGCGUCAGUAUCGGAUUAUCGGUCAUCGUCCGAAUUACACUACGCGAUGGCACCUACCAUGAAGAUAUUGGAUACGGAUCCAUCGAGAACGCAAAGGGAAAGGCAAUGGCUUUCGAAAAGGCUAAGAAGGAGGGCACUACCGACGGACUGAAACGCGCCUUGAGGAGCUUUGGUAACGUCUUGGGCAAUUGCAUAUACGACAAGGACUACGUGAAACAAGUCACCAAAAUGAAAGCCGAGCCCGUUAAAAAGUUCGAUCAAGACAAUCUCCACCGCCACGCUGACUUCAUCAAGCGUGAUGUUGUAAGACAAGAACCCGCCGCGCCUGUGGUCAAGACAGAGCCGGUGCCGUCACUCCCUGUUGCAGAGUCAUUUGACGAUUAUCUUGGAGAGCUCGACGAGGCAGACUUCUGUGUUCCAGAAGAUGGCCACCCGGACGAAAUUAUGCUUUCAACAUCAAUCUUGGGCCAAUCUGCAAAUGAGAAACCCGCCAACAGAACAGCAGCCCAACAAAUUCAGCAACAAACUGGCAGGUCAAAUUCUACUGGACCUCCGAAUCGAGCACCGCAAACCCCGAUACAUGGACAGCAACGUCCAGCCCUCCCAAAUGGUGCAGCCAUACUUUCCAAUCGCCCACAAGGUGGGCCUUCGGGACGGACAACGCCGAACCAGACCGGCAACCCUCAUCCGCCACCCAAUGGACCUCAAAACAUGCCCGAAACUGUAGGGUUCUUCUCUGCAAAGGCUGUGAAUCAACUACCGGAAUCCACUCUAGAAGGCUCGACUAAUGCUCGUCUUGCUUUGCCACAGGGACAGCAGGCGUUCAACCCAAAGGCAGAAAGUCCGUCUAUUCGAAAAACCCCUGGUAUUGACCACAAUUCAUCCAAACCUGUUGCAAAGAAUGGCCAACACGUUGCUCCGACUAAUAGCCAAACAACAGUGGCACCUGCUACACGCUCUAACACGAAUAGCUUUACCCCAGUGCGACCUUCCAUAUCCAGCUCCCAGAGCGCACGCGGAAAUGUCAUAAACCCUUCACUCGAUCAAACUCGUCGAAUUGGCGCCCCUUCUGGUCCAGGCAGUCCACUCGCGAAUAGGGGCAGCUAUCGACCCCCAGCAAUGAAACGACCUCCUCCAGGGGAUGGUAGAACUGCCCUAGCCGACCUUCCUGCUAACGGAAAUGGAGGUACAGCGCCAACUGCGGCAAGCGGAUUGGAAGCAAAGCGACAGAAGACGGGAUAG